AUGGAGAGAGCGAUGGAGCAGCUCAACCGCCUGACCCGCUCCCUGCGUCGCGCCCGCACUGUGGAGCUUCCAGAAGAUAAUGAAACUGCUGUCUAUACAUUAAUGCCAAUGGUUAUGGCUGACCAGCAUAGGUCUGUUUCAGAAUUAUUAUCCAAUUCAAAGUUUGAUGUCAAUUAUGCAUUUGGACGGGUGAAAAGAAGCUUACUUCAUAUUGCUGCAAAUUGUGGAUCAGUUGAAUGCUUGGUUCUGCUGCUAAAAAAAGGAGCAAAUCCUAACUAUCAAGAUAUUUCAGGGUGUACACCUCUUCAUUUGGCAGCUAGAAAUGGUCAGAAGAAAUGCAUGAGUAAAUUAUUAGAAUACAGUGCAGAUGUCAACAUUUGUAAUAAUGAAGGACUGACUGCAAUCCAUUGGUUGGCUGUAAAUGGAAGAACAGAACUACUUCAUGAUCUUGUACAACAUGUCAGUAAUGUGGAUGUUGAAGAUGCAAUGGGACAGACAGCAUUGCAUGUUGCUUGCCAGAAUGGUCAUAAGACAACAGUUCAGUGCUUGCUAGAUAGUGGUGCUGAUAUUAAUAGGCCAAAUGUGUCUGGAGCCACUCCACUGUACUUUGCUUGCAGUCAUGGCCAGAGAGACACAGCACAGAUUCUUCUUUUACGAGGAGCAAAAUAUCUGCCAGAUAAAAAUGGAGUAACCCCACUGGAUUUGUGUGUACAGGGUGGCUAUGGAGAGACAUGUGAAGUAUUAAUUCAGUAUCACCCUAGGCUUUUCCAGACAAUUAUUCAAAUGACACAGAAUGAAGAACUUCGAGAAAAUAUGUUGCGACAAGUUUUGGAGCAUUUGUCCCAGCAGAGUGAAAGCCAGUACUUAAAGAUUCUGACAAGUCUUGCUGAAGUUGCUACAACAAAUGGUCAUAAACUGCUUAGCCUGUCUAGCAAUUAUGAAGCACAAAUGAAGAGUCUCUUAAGGAUUGUGAGGAUGUUUUGUCAUGUCUUUCGAAUUGGCCCAUCCUCUCCCAAUAAUGGAAUUGAUAUGGGCUACAAUGGGAAUAAAACUCCAAGAAGUCAGGUGUUCAAGCCUUUGGAGUUGCUCUGGCACUCAUUAGAUGAAUGGUUAGUGUUAAUAGCCACAGAGUUGAUGAAAAACAAAAAGGACUCGACCAACAUCACAUCUAUUUUAUUGAAGCAAAAAGGACCAGAUCAGCAAGAUACUACUUCUAUACCUUCAUUUGGCAGUCCAGGAACUGGGAACAGUGAAAAUCUAUCCAUUGACACAGGGGAAUCUAAACCAGAUGAUGUUGCAGGGAAGCAGGAAGCUAAUGUGGAUUGUCAGGAUGUUAUCUCCAUGACAGCUAACCGGCUAAGUGCUGUCAUUCAAGCUUUUUAUAUGUGUUGCUCUUGUCAGAUGCCUCCAGGAAUGACUUCACCCCGUUUCAUAGAAUUUGUAUGCAAACAUGAUGAAGUUCUUAAAUGCUUUGUCAAUCGAAACCCCAAAAUUAUUUUUGACCACUUUCACUUCCUCCUUGAGUGUCCCGAACUGAUGUCAAGGUUUAUGCAUAUUAUAAAAGCACAGCCUUUUAAAGAUCGUUGUGAGUGGUUCUAUGAACAUUUGCAUUCAGGGCAAUCAGAUUCAGACAUGGUACACCGACCAGUGAAUGAAAAUGAUAUUCUGCUGGUUCAUAGAGAUUCUAUUUUUAGGAGUAGCUGUGAAGUUGUGUCUAAAGCAAAUUGUGCAAAGCUAAAACAGGGGAUUGCUGUGCGUUUCCAUGGAGAAGAAGGCAUGGGGCAAGGUGUUGUACGCGAGUGGUUUGAUAUUUUAUCUAAUGAGAUAGUUAACCCUGAUUAUGCACUGUUCACCCAGUCAGCUGAUGGGACAACUUUUCAGCCCAAUAGCAACUCAUAUGUUAAUCCUGAUCACUUGAACUAUUUCCGGUUUGCUGGACAGAUCUUGGGAUUGGCUUUGAACCACAGGCAGCUGGUCAACAUUUACUUUACAAGAUCAUUCUACAAGCACAUUCUUGGUAUUCCUGUAAAUUACCAAGAUGUGGCAUCUAUUGAUCCAGAAUAUGCUAAAAAUUUGCAGUGGAUACUGGAUAAUGAUAUUAGUGAUCUGGGUUUAGAAUUAACCUUUUCCGUUGAGACAGAUGUGUUUGGAGCAAUGGAAGAAGUGCCUUUGAAACCUGGAGGUGCAAGCAUUCUUGUAACACAAGACAAUAAAGCAGAAUAUGUCCAGCUUGUUACUGAGCUCCGAAUGACAAGAGCCAUUCAGCCUCAGAUCAAUGCUUUCUUACAGGGCUUCCACAUGUUCAUUCCACCUUCCCUUAUACAACUUUUUGAUGAAUAUGAACUUGAGUUACUGCUUUCUGGUAUGCCAGAAAUUGAUGUGAGUGAUUGGAUAAAAAAUACAGAAUACACAAGUGGUUAUGAAAGAGAUGAUCCAGUUGUUCAGUGGUUCUGGGAAGUUGUAGAAAGCAUAACUCAAGAGGAGAGAGUGCUUUUGUUGCAGUUUGUUACUGGCAGUUCUAGGGUCCCACAUGGAGGCUUUGCAAAUAUCAUGGGUGGAAGUGGAUUACAAAACUUUACAAUAGCUGCUGUGCCCUACACUCCAAAUCUGCUCCCAACCUCAAGCACAUGCAUCAACAUGCUCAAGUUACCUGAAUAUCCAAGUAAGGAAAUCCUUAAGGACAGGCUGCUUGUGGCAUUACACUGUGGAAGCUACGGUUACACGAUGGCAUAAUGAAGUCUAGAAAACUCAUCUGACUACUGAUGCACGAUUCCAAGUGGCAGAAGUCAUUUAGGAAACUAUCACAGAGAAGCAACCUAAAUUCAGCCUGGAGGCAGGGCUGAUGUUUAGAAUGCCUAAAGGAUC
This is a messenger RNA of Gracilinanus agilis (Agile Gracile Mouse Opossum), 2865 nucleotides long. It is a transcript of the gene HACE1, whose product is annotated as HECT domain and ankyrin repeat containing E3 ubiquitin protein ligase 1. Gene Ontology annotation, cellular component: nucleus. Gene Ontology annotation, molecular function: ubiquitin-protein transferase activity; protein binding. Bases 1 to 2733 code for a protein of 910 amino acids. The record is from RefSeq and is a predicted model, not a curated record. Lineage: Eukaryota; Metazoa; Chordata; Mammalia; Didelphimorphia; Didelphidae. Gene Ontology annotation, biological process: positive regulation of protein catabolic process; proteasome-mediated ubiquitin-dependent protein catabolic process; protein polyubiquitination. The transcript is spliced from 24 exons.